Messenger RNA from Callorhinchus milii (elephant shark), 5761 nucleotides. RefSeq names its product helicase with zinc finger domain 2-like. Lineage: Eukaryota; Metazoa; Chordata; Chondrichthyes; Chimaeriformes; Callorhinchidae. Bases 61 to 4833 code for a protein of 1590 amino acids. The record is from RefSeq and is a predicted model, not a curated record. The transcript has 13 exons. Gene Ontology annotation, molecular function: 5'-3' DNA helicase activity; RNA nuclease activity; RNA binding.
GGUUGGGCAUCUGUUGCUGAAGUGUGCAUCACCACAUUGUGGGUGAAUCGACACUGAAAGAUGAUGAGCCUUAUUGAUGAAAAGAGAACUGACCUUAUACUGGACGCUGUGCUGCACAAAAUCUUUGAAAAUGAGGCACACUCCUUACAAGAAAAGGACUGCGCUCAAAACAUAUUCCACAAUGUUUCAGAAGAGGGAAUGGUGGAACUGGCCUGUUAUGAAAGAGUAACAGACAAGAAUGCACAUGAAUUCAGCUGUAUCAUGAAGUAUGAAGAACACAGCCCGGAAGAAUUAAACAGUAUGCUAAGGAAGGAACCUAAAACAUACAAAAGUUGUCAAUUAUGGUUGAAAUCACAUGAGUGUGGAAAAGCUUGCCCUGUCGAUGGAACAGUAGAUGACAUUGCAGUAAAUGGCAGGAUUAACUGUGGAACAGCUUUUCCUGGAGAGGAAGUUGUGGUGCGGAUAACAAAAAAGCAUGAGGAUGAUCUUUAUGGUAAGGUCAUUGGAGUCACAAAGCGAGAGAUUGGAAAGCUUAAGAACAUCAUUUGUUACAUUGACUCUGAUGACUGUAAUUUAAUGAUUCCAGUAAACAUGCGAUACAAAAUUAAGAUUCAUAACCCAACCAAAAAGGACCAGCCUAAAAAUUGUGUAUGUGUCUGGGACGUAAAUCUUUCAAAUUCAACUCCAAUAGUAAGAUUUAAAUAUGUACAGACAAGGAGCACGGGAAACAAUCUUUUUGUUGUUCAAUGCUUGAAAUGGCUUCCACAAUGUGAUUAUCCUCUGGGGAUUGUCACAAGAGAGAUACUGCCAGGAAAUAGUAAACAAAAUGGAAUGAAUAUUUUACAAAUCCAGUAUGAGUUAAACGGAAACAUAUUCUCUUGCACAGAAUCCCUUCAGCAGCCUUCACAGAAAGGAAGAAAGGAUUAUACAAGGGAUUGCGUUUUCACAAUUGAUGAUAAGGGUUCCAAAGACAUCGAUGAUGCCAUCAGUGUCCGUGAGCUAGAUGGAAAAUAUGAAAUAGGUAUUCAUAUUGCUGAUGUCUCAGCUUUUUUACAAAAAGAUGGUGAUGUUGACGUUGAAGCCAAGAAUCGUGCAACCUCUUUCUAUUCACCUUGCCAUAAAGGUGAACCAAUUCACAUGCUGCCAAAAGAGCUCAGUGAGGUGCACUGCAGUUUACUGCCAGAUUCAGUGAGAUGUGCAUUUGCAGUUCUGUUUUCUGUAGACAAAAGAAAUUUCAAAAUAGUUGAAAAGCCAACAAUAGAAAGGACUGUGAUCAUUUCCAAACGUGCCUUUACAUACAAAGAAGCUGCAGAGCUUCUUGCUCAGUCACCCAAGAUACUGAAUGCCACCAGCUUCGAAGGAUGUAUGAAUAUCGUAGUCAGCUUUGCAGAUCGUCUUAGAGAAGAACGUUUGAAAGAAGGUUGGCAUCUAGUCAGUCUCUUUAAUACAAUUCACGAUGAACACAGACCACGUGGUAUGAUUGAGGAGCUUAUGAUUUUAGCCAACAGAACAGUGGCAGAAAUAUUGCUGAGAAAUGAAACAACCAAAAAUCUCACUCCACUUUGCAUUCAACCAAAACCUAAAUCUUCAAAGUUGUCUGCUUUCCAAAAUGUUGUGAAGCCAAUCUUACCAAUAUCUCCAUAUCUAAGAUCCUGCAUAGAGCAUACCAUGUCUGGCGGAAAACAUCCUUUAUGUAGCACCUCACUUAAAGAAGUAUUUAUUCUGGAACCUGUGUGGAGAAAGCUUAUUGAGUUCCAACAAUGUCAUCAUUAUGAUAAAAUGAAAACCCUGCUCUUUUGUGAAAAGCUCCACCCCCAGCUGGCAGCUGCCCAAGAGAGUGAGAAAUUCUUUUGGAAUACAGCCUACAUGGUUCGUGCAGGAUUAAUCAGACCUGAUACAAAUCAUCAUUUCUCCUUAAGAGUCAAUGCUUACACAAGGUUCACGUCACCAAUAAGACGGUAUAUGGAUAUUGUGGUACAUCGUCUUUUGGAGUCAGUUGUGUUGAACAAGAGUGAAGCUCCUUAUACUACUGAAGAGAUUGAUGAUAUUUGCCGACAUUUCAACCUCAAAACUGAGGACAGCAAAAAAUAUUCCUCACGGACAAAACAACUGGAAGAAGCAGAGGAACUGCAGAAAAAUCCUAGACAGCAACUGGCUGUUCUUUUUAAAAUACAGAAAGGAAAGUCAAGUCUGAGUGUUUUGUUUCCAGAUCAACAAUUUGAAAAAAUGAAUUCACUUCCACUAAAGCUUACCGUCUUGGGUUUAGAUGAGCAAGCUCAAUUUAAGGAUGGUUCAUUAACCUUGAAAUGGCAGAGAAAGAUUUUCUGCCCAAAUAAGAGUGAAAUAUUUCCUUCUGCUGAUACUGUUAUGGACACUACUGGGCACACUAUUAGCGUACAAGCAAAAACGUGGAUUGCAUUGCAAAAAGCCAUUUGCAUUGGUGACCACCAAACAGUCAGAGAACUUUUAGACAAAGAGAAUUGUUCCCAAAAAUGUUUGCGAAGUCACAAACUGGUAUCAAAACAGCCUGAAAAGGACACAAAUGAUUAUCAAUUGCUGUCAAUGACAAUAAAGAAUGGCAGUGUGCUAAAAAUGCAGAGAGCACCAAACUUGCAUUGUGGCUUCCUGAAACCUAACAUCCAGGUGGUUUACUUGAACAAGCAAGUAGACAUUUGCAUUGAACACGCUCGAGAUCCAGAAUUGUGCUUCACAAAGACUGAUUGUGGUGAAGUCAAAGGUGCAAAUUUCAUCAACAUAAAAGAUUACAUUGAGAGAUGGAUUCCAAUUAUUGAAAUUGAGGCCGCUGUAAAUUCUGUUAUGCAAAAUGACCCAAUGGUGUUCCUCAAUGUGGAAACAUAUUGGGUUGAGGGUUCACCUUCAUCUGGGAGCUUCAAGAUUGACAGUAGCUACACUGACAUAGACAAACUAGAGAAAGUAAUAACAGCAGGUGAUUUAGUUUGCAUCCGACAUUCAUAUGCAAUGAACGAAUCAAAUCACAAAUCCACAUUACUGGUUGAUAUUAACCCUAAUGAGACAACAUGGGUUGCACAUUGCGUCAUCACUGCUUCUGAAAAGAUACCUCCUUACCUAGAAGUGACAUUUCAAUUACAUCACUGUGCAUCGGAAGCUCCUCCUCAUGUAUAUGUAUCGAAUCAGCCAUCUACAAUUGAGAUCAUGUCCCAAAGAAUGGAAGACAGAAGGAAAAUUGAGGCUAUCAAGUCACUAGAAAAAAAUGAAAACCUGGCCAGACGCAUUGCACUUGGAAAAGUUACACCAAACCUAGAUAUUGAACAACCUACGGGACAUCAAAUAAAUUCUUGUGAAAAAGGGUUACUGAAACUCAACAAAACCCAAAGCAAUGCAGUGAGGACAGCUAUGAAUUCAGAAUUUACCGUGAUUCAGGCACCGCCAGGAACAGGGAAAAACACAGCUGGAGCCUAUAUCAUUUUGAAUUAUUUGAAACGCAACAAGCCAUGUGGGAUUCAAUUAACUCAAUCCAAACAAGUAUUGAAAUGUUCUCGACAGAUCCUUUACUGCGGGCCAUCAAACAAAUCUGUUGAUGUUAUGGCAGAGCAACUACUGGAAGCAAAGUGUGAUUUGUCCAUACUCCGAGUUUAUGAUGAACGGAUUGAACAACUCGCAUUCCCAUUGGAAGAUGUGUUGAUAUCCAAAGAAGCAAACAGCAAUGCUUACAUCAAAGAGAACUUAAAAUGCAUUGCCUUGCACUUCAAGAUCCGGCAGUCCAGAACAGACUCAGCAGAACAAAUAAAUCAGCUUUAUCAACAAUUGAAAAAGAAUGAUUAUACCAGUCCUGAAGAGAGAAAAGUAGCAUACAUGAAAUACAAUCAGCUUGUCCACGAAGCACAAGUGAACGAAAUCAAAAAUCACAAUAUUAUCUUAUGCACAUGCACAACUGCUGCCAGACCAUUAAUAAAAGAGAAUACAAACUUCUUUCAGUGCAUUGUGGAUGACAGCGAGGCAUGUACAGAGCCAGAGUGUUUGAUUCCUAUAGUAUCCUCAAAUGCAAAGCAGGUUGUUUUAAUUGGGGAUCACAAGCAAUCGAGACCAGAUGUGAAAAGUGAACUGGCUAAAAAUCUUGGUCUAGGAAUGUCAAUAUUUGAGCGAUAUGUUUCGGAUGCACUGAUGCUUAAUGUUCAAUAUCAAAUGCACCCAGAAAUCUGCACCUUUCUAUCUGAAGAAUUUUAUCAUGGAAAACUUAAGACAGCUGAGUUAGACAAAUGGAAACCUGCUCCACGAAAAGACCCACUUGGGAAGGACUGUCUAAUUAUGUUUCAUCAGGCUGAACAUUCUUGUGUAACAUUUGAAGAAGGAAACAGAGCAUCAUGGAGUAACAGUGCAGAAGGAGCAAAUGCUGUUAAAUGGGCAUUGGAUCUCAUUCAUAAAGGCGUAAAGGAGAGAGAUAUUGGCAUUAUUACACCCUACCAAGCCCAAGUUAGAAAGCUCAAACAAAUCUUGAAGAAGAAUAAGCUUAAUAAUAUAAAAGUUUUGCCAAUUCUCCACAGCAAAGGCUAUAAAUGGGACUACGUUAUAUUGUCAACGGUCCGGUCACUUCCUUUUUCAGAAAUAGAAAACAGACCAAGCAAAUCAUGGUUACAAAACAAUCUUGGUAGUUUAACAGACUCAUACCAACUCAAUGCUGUUCUUACAAAAGCAAAGAACGGCCUGUGUAUAAUAGGCAACCAGAAUUUACUGAGGUGCCAUCCUCAGUGGAAGAGACUUCUGGAAUAUUAUGAAACAAGGAUUUUGUCUGCAAAACUAAAAAGGCAAUACUUUCAAUUGCCUGUGCACUUUAACAGAACAAAAUUUGUCUGAAUCAGGGCCUUAGAUGCCUUGUAGUAAUCAGAUUUCGGAAUUUAAAAUUAUGUUUAUUUUAUUCCAAUGUUUAAUUCUUUAUUGUUGCUUUUGCUGAAAAGUUCUGCAAUUCUCUUUUUAAUAAGUUGGGAUAUUUAAGGAAUGUUAAAAUAUGUAAAUAUUUCUCAACGUUUAAAGAAUUUCUAAGUAUUGAUUAAUUAUCUAUCUUCUUGUACAAAGGAAACAAAUUAAUAUAGCCAUGCUUUAAAUAUAGACAAAUUUAAAUGUAUAUUUUAAAAAUAUCAGCCCAUUUGUAAUUUAGAUUCUCAUAACUAUUUUCCAAAAGAAUUGUUUUCAUGAAAAAUUUGAAAUUUAUAUAAAUUGAUUCUCUAUUGUAAUAUUUGUAUUAUGAUUGAAAUUCAGAGGUUGCCUUGAUUUAUCUAUAAAUGUUGAGAUUAGAAACAAUGUCACUUAUAUCAAAGUCCUGGAGCUCAAACAAUGCUUGGUGAAUGUUGGGACCAUAUCUUUACAAUAACUUGCAUUCAUAUGAUGCCCAUCACAUAGGAUAAUGUCUUUAAUGUGCAUUCACAAGAUGGGGGUCAAACAUCAAGGAGGGAAGGGGUGUCACCCCGGGAAAAACCUCCAGGAAGUAUUUGUUCAAUAAGUUUGCUAUCUCCUGUUCAUUCUCUUUUUCAACCUCCUUUGAGCCCCUGAGAAUUUUGACAUCUGUUUAUUGUUUAUAAUAUUGAAAGAAAUGCCCAGUUAAAGAAUCAUCACAUUAAACCAGUCUUUCUACUAACAAGUUAGUAUUUUUCAAAGCUGUUAGGAAACUUUCCUAAGAUUCUUUCAAGGAGUAUUUUACUUCUGUUAUUUCACAUUGUGUGCUUUAUUCCUAAAUGUGUAUUACUUAAAUCUAUAUUAAUUCAAUAAUGUGGAGUCCUGUAGCUCA